Messenger RNA from Rhincodon typus (whale shark), 596 nucleotides. Its product is annotated as pterin-4-alpha-carbinolamine dehydratase-like. The transcript is spliced from 4 exons. The coding region runs from base 131 to 442 and encodes 103 amino acids. NCBI's taxonomy places the organism in Eukaryota, Metazoa, Chordata, Chondrichthyes, Orectolobiformes, Rhincodontidae. Gene Ontology annotation, molecular function: 4-alpha-hydroxytetrahydrobiopterin dehydratase activity. The record is from RefSeq and is a predicted model, not a curated record. Gene Ontology annotation, biological process: tetrahydrobiopterin biosynthetic process.
UUGCAAGGUCUUGGGUUUUAGAGAGCGUGUUUACAGAGAGAGUGGGACUGGGCAGUUUGCUGUCACACUGUACGGAGUCUGUAAUCAGGUUGGUGUGUUCAAUACCCGAUCUAGCCGUCAUCGUUGUCAAAUGGCAGGAAAAGCACACAGGCUGAGUGCUGAACAACGAGAGCAACUUCUUCCCAACCUCCAAGCAGUCGGUUGGUCUGAUGUCGAAGGAAGAGAUGCCAUUUAUAAAGAGUUUAUCUUUAAAAACUUUAACCAGGCUUUUGGAUUCAUGACACGAGUGGCACUACAAGCAGAAAAAAUGGAUCAUCACCCAGAGUGGUUCAACGUUUAUAACAAGGUCCACAUAACACUGAGCACACACGACUGUGGAGGCUUGUCUGAGCGAGAUAUUAAGCUGGCUACCUUUAUUGAAGAAGCUAAGGUUUCACAUUGAAAUCCGGGGGCAUGUCUGUGGUUGCUGGUACCAAAUGACCUGGAGUCUUCAGUGAGAUUUAUUUCAAAACAGAACUCGUACGCUCUGAAGACAUUUUGAAGGCUGGCAAAUGUCUGAAAUUUACCACAGAUUAAACUAGAAUCAUUAUAUUAAA